AACACCAUGAUGCUGCUCAUGAAAUCAUUGAGACUAUCCGAUGGGUCUGUGAAGAAAUCCCAGAUCUCAAGCUCGCUAUGGAGAAUUACGUUUUAAUUGACUAUGAUACCAAAAGCUUCGAAAGCAUGCAGAGGCUCUGUGACAAGUACAACCGGGCCAUCGACAGCAUCCACCAGCUGUGGAAGGGCACCACGCAGCCCAUGAAGCUGAACACACGGCCGUCCAACGGGCUGCUCCGGCACAUCCUGCAGCAGGUGUACAACCACUCGGUGACAGACCCAGAGAAGCUCAACAACUACGAACCCUUCUCCCCGGAGGUGUAUGGGGAGACCUCCUUUGACCUGGUGGCCCAGAUGAUUGAUGAGAUCAAGAUGACUGAGGAUGAUCUGUUUGUGGACUUGGGCAGUGGUGUGGGCCAGGUUGUGCUCCAGGUUGCCGCGGCCACCAACUGCAAACAUCACUAUGGCGUUGAGAAAGCGGACAUCCCAGCCAAGUACGCGGAGACCAUGGACCGAGAGUUCAGGAAGUGGAUGAAAUGGUAUGGAAAAAAGCAUGCAGAAUACACACUGGAAAGGGGCGAUUUCCUCUCUGAAGAGUGGAGAGAGCGGAUCGCCAACACAAGUGUUAUAUUUGUGAAUAACUUUGCCUUUGGUCCUGAGGUGGAUCACCAGCUGAAGGAGCGAUUUGCAAACAUGAAGGAAGGUGGCAGAAUCGUGUCCUCAAAACCUUUUGCACCUCUAAACUUCAGAAUAAACAGCAGAAACUUGAGUGACAUUGGCACCAUCAUGCGGGUCGUGGAGCUGUCGCCUCUGAAGGGCUCCGUGUCGUGGACGGGGAAGCCAGUCUCCUACUACUUGCACACCAUCGACCGCACCAUACUUGAAAACUAUUUUUCUAGUCUGAAAAAUCCAAAACUCAGGGAGGAACAAGAGGCAGCUCGGCGCCGGCAGCAGCGCGAGAGCAAGAGCAAUGCGACCACCCCCACCAAGGUCCCCGAGAGUAAGGUGGCCGGCCCCACAGACGCCACCCCCAUGGAUUCUGGCGCUGAGGAAGAUAAGGUGGGAGCGGCCACCGUCAAAAAGCCGUCCCCCUCCAAGGCCCGGAAGAAGAAGCUGAACAAGAAAGGCAGGAGGAUGGCUGGCCGCAAGCGCGGGCGCCCCAAGAAGAUGAACACUGCGAACCCCGAGCGCAAGCCCAGGAAGAACCAAACCGCACUGGACCUCCUGCACGCGCAGACCGUGUCCCAGACAGCGUCCUCCUCACCCCAGGAUGCAUACAGGUCACCUCACAGCCCGUUUUACCAGCUACCUCCGAGCGUGCAGCGGCAGUCCCCCAACCCGCUGCUGGUGGCACCCACCCCGCCUGCGCUGCAGAAGCUGCUAGAAUCCUUCAAGGUUCAGUACCUGCAGUUCCUGGCGUACACAAAGACCCCUCAGUACAAGGCCAACCUGCAGCAGCUGCUCGACCAGGAGAAGGAGAAGAACGCCCAGUUGCUGGGCACGGCGCAGCAGCUCUUCAGCCACUGCCAGGCCCAAAAGGAGGAGAUCAGGAGGCUCUUCCAGCAGAAACUGGAUGAGUUGGGCGUGAAGGCUCUGACCUACAAUGACCUGAUCCAAGCUCAGAAGGAGAUUUCUGCUCAUAACCAGCAGCUGCGGGAGCAGUCAGAGCAGCUGGAGAAAGACAACUGCGAGCUCAGGAGUCAGAGCCUGCAGCUGCUCAAGGCUCGGUGUGAAGAGCUGAAGCUGGACUGGUCCACACUGUCCCUGGAGAAGCUGCUGAAGGAGAAGCAGGCCCUGAAGAGCCAGAUCUCAGAGAAGCAAAGGCACUGCCUGGAGCUGCAGAUCAGCAUCGUGGAGCUGGAGAAGAGCCAGCGGCAGCAGGAGCUCCUGCACCUCAAGUCCUGCGUGCCUCCCGACGAUUCCCUGUCGCUGCACCUGCGCGGGAAAGGCUCCCUGGGCCGUGAGCUGGAGGCUGAGCCUGGCAGGCUGCACCUGGAGCUGGACUGCGCCAAGUUUUCUCUGCCUCACUUGAACAGCAUGAGCCCGGAGCUCUCCAUGAAUGGCCACGCGGCCGGCUAUGAGCUGUGUGGCACGUCGAGCCGGCCCUCGUCCAAGCAGAACACCCCCCAGUACCUGGCCUCCCCCGUGGACCAGGAGGUCGUGCCCUGUACCCCCAGCCACAACGGCCGGCAGCGGCUGGACAAGCUAUCCAGCCUGGCCCUUCCUGACUACACCAGGCUCUCCCCAGCCAAGAUUGUGCUGCGGAGGCACCUGAGUCAGGACCAUGCAGGUUCCAGCAAGGCGGCUGCCAGCGAGCUGCACCCGCGAGCUGAUCAUAUCAAGGAGAACGGUCUUCCCUACCAGAGCCCUGGUCUGUCCAACAGCGUGAAGCUAAGCCCUCAGGACCUGCGGCCUCCGUCCCCCGGGGCCUUGCAGAUGGCAGCGGAGAAGAGCAGUGAAAAGGGACUGAGGGAGCGAGCCCACGGCAGCAGCGGGGAGACCAUCACCAGCCUGCCCAUCAGCAUCCCGCUGAGCACAGUGCAGCCCAACAAGCUCCCCGUCAGCAUCCCCCUGGCCAGCGUGGUGCUGCCCAGCCGCGCCGAGAAGAGGAGCACUCCCAGUCCUGUACCGCAGCCCCGGGACUCCGUGUCCGCACUGGAAAAGCAGAGCGGUGCUAACGCCCACAGCGCUGGGAGCAAAAGCCUUGCCCUGGCUCCUGCAGGCUUCUCCUACACCGGCUCAGUGGCCAUCAGCGGGGCGCUGGCUGGCAGCCCGGCACCCCUGGUCCCCGGCACUGAGCCAGCAGCCUUUGACGAGUCCUCUAACUCGGGGAGCCUCUUUGCCACCUUGGGGUCCCGCAGCUCGACGCCACAGCACCCCCCUUUGCUGGCACAGCCCCGCAACUCCGGCCCAGCCUCUCCGGCCCACCAGCUUGCCACCAGUCCCCGGCUCAGCGGGGCCACCCAGGGCCUGCUCCCAGAUGCUAGCAAGGGGGACCUGACCUCUGAUUCCGGUUUCUCGGACCCAGAGAGUGAAGCCAAGAGGAGAAUCGUCUUCAGCAUCUCGGCUGGUGCAGGCAGCACCAAGCAGUCACCUUCCAACAAGCAUAGUCCUCUGACUUCAGGCACCCGUGGGGACAGCGGGCAAGGCCAUGGGCAGGACAGCCGCAAGCGUGGCCGGCGGAAGCGGUCGUCAGCUGGGACCCCCAGCCUGAGUGCAGGCGUGUCUCCCAAGCGCCGGGCCCUGCCUUCUGUUGCCGGCCUCUUCACACAACCUUCAGGGUCCCCCCUCAACCUCAACUCCAUGGUCAGCAACAUCAACCAGCCACUGGAGAUCACAGCCAUCUCGUCCCCAGAGAACUCCCUGAAGAGCUCCCCCAUCCCCUACCAGGACCAUGACCAGCCUCCCGUGCUCAAAAAGGAGCGGCCCCUGAGCCAGACCAAUGGCGCCCACUACUCCCCGCUGACCUCGGACGAAGAUCAGGGCUCUGAGGAUGAGCCCAGCAGCGCCAGCAGAAUUGAGAGAAAAAUAGCAACAAUCUCCUUAGAGAGCAAAUCUCCCCCAAAAACCUUGGAAAAUGGCAGCAGCGUGGCGGGAAGGAAGCCGAUGGCCACGGGCGAGCCGGUCAACAGCAGCAAGUGGAAGUCCACCUUCUCGCCCAUCUCUGACAUCGGCCUGGCCAAGGCCGCCGACAGCCCGCUGCAGGCCAGCUCUGCCCUGAGCCACAACUCCCUGUUCUCCUUCCGGCCUGCCAUGGAGGAGCCUGGUGCCGACGCCAAGCUCAGUGCCCACCCCAGGAAAAGCUUUCCCGGCUCCAUGUCAGGGGCCGAUGGUCUCAGCCCGAGCACCAACCCUCCCAACGGCUUCGCCUUCAGCGGGGGCCUGGCCGCAGACCUCAGUUUACACAGCCUCAACGACGGUGCUUCUCUCUCCCACAAGGUCCCCGAGGCGGCCAGUCUGAGCACCCCGCUAAGCUUUCCCUCCCAGCGGGGCAAAGAGGGCGCCUCGGAGGCCAACCCCUUCCUGAACAAGAGGCAGUUGGACGGCUUGGGCAGCCUGAAAGGCGAGGGUGGCAAGGCCAAAGAGGUGGCCGAGCUGGGCCUGGUGCUGUGUGGGCCUGUGGAGAAGGCCUCCCUGCCGCAUGGCAGCAAGGCGGCCAAGGGCCGGGACCGUGAGCUCGACUUCAAGAACGGCCACAACCUCUUCAUUUCCGCCGCGGCGGUGCCUCCCGCUGGCCUCCUCAGCGGCCCUGGCCUGGCCUCAGUGUCCUCUGCAAGCAGCGCGGCGCCAUCCACGCAGACGCACCGCCCCUUCCUGGGCACUUUUGCCCCUGGGCCACAGUUCACCCUGGGCCCUAUGUCGCUGCAGGCCAACCUCAGCUCGGUGGCUGGCUCAUCCGUGCUGCAGUCCUUGUUCAGCUCUGUGCCAGCCGCCGCGGGCCUGGUGCACGUGUCAUCCGCCACAACCCGACUGACCAACUCACACGCCAUGGGCAACUUCUCCUCCGGGGUGGCUGGCGGAACAGUUGGAGGUGUCUUUAACCACGCGGUGCCUUCCGCCUCUGCUCGCCCGUUUGGAGCCGGUGUCGGCAGCGGCGCUGUGUGCAGCAGUGUCCUGCUGGGCCUGGGCCCGCUGCAGGCGGCGGCCAGCACCUCGGCCUCUUGCUUUCAGGCCCCGGCCUCGGCCGAGAGUCGGCCGCCCCCUCCGCCUCCCCCGCUGCCUCCCCCUCCGCACCUGGGCCGGGCCCCUGUGGGGCCGCCCGUCCUGCACGCUCCCCCACCGCCUAAUGUCGCCUUGCCUGCUGCCUCCGCGCUACUGGCCUCUAACCCUGCGCCUGUGCUUCUGCAGAGCCUUGCGGCCCUCCCUGCUAACCACGCUCUCUCGCCCCCUGCCUCUGCUGCCUCGCUACCCCCUGCUAACGCCUCUUUGUCUAUCCAGCUUGCCCCGCUCCCGCACAAGGGCUCCCGCCCCUCCUUCACGGUGCACCACCAGCCCCUGCCCCGGCUGGCCCUGGCACAGGCCACACCCCCACUCCCGCAGGCUGGCGCCGCGGGGCCGUCCGCUGUGUGGGUUUCCCUUGGCAUGCCGCCUCCUUAUGCCGCACACCUAGCGGGGGUUAAGCCGCGAUAAAGACCUUGCUUAGCUAGCAGUUCGUAUUCUGUAAGGUAACUAGGAUUUCUACCUCAACCGCGCGACCUAUGCAAGGACGGUGUGGACCAAGGCUCCCGCUGCACGUGCUGCCCCUGCCGGCUCCACCACCCCCAGACAGCAGAGACGGAAAGGCCAGCAGGACUCGGAGCUCUACUGUGAAUCGGUGCACACCUGCAGGAGGCUGGGACUAGUCCAGUUUGUACUGUUGAUAGUUUUAGAUAAAGUAUUUAUCGUUUUUUAAAAAGUA
This is a messenger RNA of Galeopterus variegatus (Sunda flying lemur), 5397 nucleotides long. RefSeq names its product DOT1-like histone H3K79 methyltransferase (gene DOT1L). Gene Ontology annotation, biological process: DNA repair; DNA damage checkpoint signaling; regulation of transcription regulatory region DNA binding. The coding region runs from base 78 to 5129 and encodes 1683 amino acids. Gene Ontology annotation, cellular component: nucleus. NCBI's taxonomy places the organism in Eukaryota, Metazoa, Chordata, Mammalia, Dermoptera, Cynocephalidae. Gene Ontology annotation, molecular function: histone H3K79 methyltransferase activity. The transcript is spliced from 28 exons. The record is from RefSeq and is a predicted model, not a curated record.